Dermacentor silvarum is the source of this 1417-nucleotide messenger RNA. RefSeq lists its product as uncharacterized. The record is from RefSeq and is a predicted model, not a curated record. Bases 36 to 1208 code for a protein of 390 amino acids. The transcript has 9 exons. Lineage: Eukaryota; Metazoa; Arthropoda; Arachnida; Ixodida; Ixodidae.
CCAAGUUAACGCCGGCUUCCGAAACAACGCCAGCAAUGCGAGUGAUAUCAACAACACCAGCAGCGAUAACGACGCCUAAUAUGACAACGACUACGUACAGACCUUUCAAUGCAAGGUACCAAAGGAAAAACAUUACCGGACUGCUGUGCCAGACGGGAGCAGCCGAGUUCCUGUCCGUGCAGACACCCGACGCCUGCGACUUUUUCAUUGUGGAGUUUGCCACAAACCCGGCGCGGCCCCACCCUGUCUACUCGUACAUGGCCACGGUCGACAUCACUUCCCUGGCCCAGCAGAUAGAGGUGGUGAACAGGAUUCGCGUUGCUGCCAACGGUGCCUUGCUCCUGCUCGUCCAGCGCAGUGUGUUGCACUCUUUUACGCCCGACAGUGGGCUCGACCCGCGUGCCGUCGUGCGCGGCCUGGUGCAGCUAGUGGUGGACACGAACGCCCACGGCGUGGUGCUUGCAGACAGGCACCUCCACGAAAGCGACUUGCAGCAAGUGUUUGCGGACGCGAACGACCUAUCGAACGAGAUCUACCCCUACCACGGCCUCAUCAGAUACGACAAGUACAGUGGACAACGGGCUGAGCUGCGUUCACUGUUGGCUAAAGUAUCCAACAUGCCGCAUUUGACAUUCGUGUUCCGUGUAUCUGGCCUCAGCCGCACCUUCACGCAUCCUUAUUUCAACAACUUAUACAUGGAGAACUUAAAUCAACAAAAUUUGAGCUGGAUUAUCGACGAAGACGUGGUCCGGCCGCUAAUGACAAUUGACGGUCGCAAAUCGGUGGCCCUGUCCAUGAGUCUUAUGGCCAGGAGCUGUCCAGAGAACACCAUCAUCAAGGCCGACACCAUGAGCGAAUGCAGCGACAUGCCACUGGACUUGACACGAAUCUGCAUGAUAUACCCGGCCUUUCUUCAAGCCAACCACUGGUCAGUAAUGACACGGCGCUACAAUGGCGCACGUGAUGAUGGACUCACAAGAGACAUGUUUUUCGAGACCAGCGAUACAUUUUCAACUAAGGCUUAUAUGAUGGCGAAACAAAUAAAGCGGAGCGGCGCCGACCCGUUCACAUUUAUCCUGGAGAGGUAUGACCUGGAGCCUCAAGAAGAGAUCUACUAUGAGCAUCCAGAGGGAGACAGGAACGUCCUUUGCGAGGCCAAGACGUUUGGCUUCACGAACAAGACGAAAGCGAAGCUCAUGACAUUGUGAUAUAGUGACCAACAAGUAUCCGGCGCAUACCCCAGCACUUGAUUUCAACCAUUGACCCUUGUAUCGGCGAGCAUCUGCUCGAGCAUUUGUAGCAUUAUUACGCCCGUGUUUGUGCUUCAGCCUGUGUAAUUGUUCUCUUCAUAUUGUCCCAGCAGCUCCACCAAAAUGUCACUGGUAUAAACUAUUUACUAGAUGUAUUUACAGGAGAU